AUGGAGGUUGGAUUUUUAGGUUUGGGGAUAAUGGGCAAGGCUAUGGCAACUAACCUGCUACGCCAAGGCUUCAAAGUCACUGUUUGGAACAGAACCCUCACCAAGUGUGAAGAACUUGUGAAAUAUGGUGCUUCUGUUGGAGAAACACCAGCAACUGUAGUCAAGAAAUGCAAGUAUACAAUUGCCAUGUUAUCUGAUCCUUCAGCUGCUUUAUCGGUUGUGUUUGACAAAGAUGGUGUUCUUGGUCAUAUUAAUGGAAAAGGUUACAUUGACAUGUCAACAGUUGAUGCUGAUACAUCUUCCAAGAUAUCUGAGGCAAUCAAAGCAAAAGGGGGUUACUUCCUUGAAGCUCCUGUUUCGGGUAGCAAGAAGCCUGCAGAAGAUGGCCAACUAGUUAUACUUGCUGCUGGGGACAAGGCAUUGUACGAUGAAGCACUUCCUGCAUUUGACGUACUGGGGAAGAAGUCUUUCUUUCUGGGUGAGGUUGGAAACGGUGCAAAAAUGAAACUUGUUGUUAACAUGAUAAUGGGCAGUAUGAUGAAUGCUUUCUCUGAGGGACUCACCCUAGCUGAAAGAAGUGGUUUGAACCCUGCAACUCUUCUUGAUGUGCUGGAUCUUGGUGCCAUAAGUAACGGCAUGUUUAAAUUGAAAGGACCUACAAUGCUCCAAAACAGUUACUCCCCAGCUUUUCCGCUGAAACACCAGCAGAAGGACAUGAGGUUAGCUCUUGCCCUUGGAGAUGAAAAUGCUGUAUCAAUGCCAAUAGCAGCUGCAGCAAAUGAGGCUUUCAAAAAGGCCAGAAGCAUGGGGUUGGGAGACCUUGAUUUUUCCGCAGUUCAUGAGACUUACAAAGCUCCUGAUCAUUCAUCUUGA
This is a messenger RNA of Sphenostylis stenocarpa, 873 nucleotides long. The record is from the annotation of a GenBank genome assembly. Lineage: Eukaryota; Viridiplantae; Streptophyta; Magnoliopsida; Fabales; Fabaceae.